AUGGUGUUUGGCGGGGCAGGCAUGGUCAUGCAGAAAAAUGUAGAUGCUCUUCUGGAGGGUUUUGGGAACAUACAUACAUUUUUCGCAACAUACAGGACCUUUGCCUCUCCUGGUGAGGUCCUAGAAAUGCUCCUCAGCAGGCAUGGAAAGCUGGAGACCUUGAGCUGCAGAGGAGAUGAAAGUCCAGAUUUCUCAGCGGACUCCAGGGCAGUCCUCGGGAAUCCAAUCAUCUUCUUCUUGAAAACUUGGCUGCACUUUAGCCCUGAAGAUUUCAAAGAGCCACCGAAGUACCACACACUGCAGAAAGUAAUAGCACACCUGAACAAGAACGUCCCUGGCUGUGACAUGGAAAUGGAGGCCAAACACCUCCUCCACCAGUUUCAAAACGAAGCAGAAAAUGAGAUGACCACCAUAGCACAGGAAGUGCGUGUGACUGUUGUUUCCUCUUUGAGUGAUGGGCUUCUGACCUCCAAGGACAGAGAAAUAACUUACAUUCCAGGUCAAAGACCUGCUGAAACAAUGCCCAGGGACCAGCCUGAGGACCAUUUGGGGGACCGACCUUGGGAUCUGCCCAAGAGCCAACCUGGGGACCUGCCCAGAGUCCAGCCCAAUGGCCAGCCCAGGGACCUGCCCGGGGACCAGCCCAGGAACCUGCCUCAGGAAAAGAACGAAGACGCCUACAUCAUUCACUGCUCAGUGCCGAACAGUCAAGGUGCUGUGUACAAAGGCAUUCUGUUAACGAGCCAAGACACAACUAGAGAUGUGAUCUCAAAAAUUAUGAGAAAAUAUGAUCUGGACAUGGAGGAAGCUGGAAACUACCAACUUGUGCAGGUCAUUUCGGAACACAAAGAGCUAGUCUUCCCACAGGAAGCAAAUGUGCUUUCUUAUAUGAACAGCCAGGGGAACGCAGACAUCAGCCAAAGAAGAAAGCCAGCUUUCCGUGCCUCCCCAUUGUCUGCUGCAGACAAGAAAAAGAGGAGGCGCCUACCUCGCCUCUUUAGAGGCAGCAGGGUCAGACCCGAAUGAGAGCAUCCUGACAAGGAGCUGACACGAAUACCAUUCUCAGGCUGGGGGAGACUGGGAACCUGUGGGGGGUUGGGGUGCAGGCAUGGGAGGGAUGGGGUCAGGUGGGAAUGGGGAGCAGAAGGGAAUAUAAUUUAUGUUCAGGAGGGAUGUUGGGCACAAGGAGUGGGAGGGAGAGGGGGAAAAUGGGAGGGAGGUUUGUUACAAGGCGGGGAUAAGGGUAGGGUUUUGCAAUUGCAAGAAAGCAGACCCCUGGGUGGGGGAAGGGGUAUAUACCCUUCCCCUUGCCCCCCCAGCCCUGCCGGUGCCCCUCACUCCCAACCCACAGCCCCUUUCCCACCCACCCCCAUACCUCCUGGUGCUCCUCCCUUAUCCUGCAGAGAAUGAAAGUAGCCAUCAAUCCCUUCUUCAAUUGCCCUGAUCCCCCUCAGCCUGCUCACCUCUGCCUGGAGCCCCCUCACCUGCCCCUCCAGGGCCUCAGUCCGGGCACAGGUGGGACAGGCAAGAGACUCCCGGCCCCCACGCUACCCCCAGGCCUCAGAUGUCCCGCCAGGCAGCCCCCGCAGACAGGGCUCAGGGCACUGCCCACCCAUCCAAGGGGCCUGUCUGGGUGGAGGCCUCACAGGAGCUGCGGGCCGGAGGCAGCAGCAGGGCAGGGGCCUUGGCUGCGCUCCGUGUCACCACCCCAUAGUAGCACCCCUCCUCCUUCACUUCCCUGAAGUCUCUGGCAUAAGCCCCCAUGUGCUCCUGCCCAUGCCUGGCCUGUGAACUGCAGUCAAACUGCUCCCCUGUUGGCAGUCCCUGUUCGCUGGCUCCCUGGUCACAGCCUGGUCCCCAACAGUUUGUGAUGCACAAACACUCUCGGGAGACGAGGUUAGUUAUAUGCUCAAGACCUUUCCCAGCUUUCAUUGGCAUGCAUGGUUUUCAAACUGUUUUGGGAAGGCUUCUGGAUCAUCUCCAUGUUUGUUGUGAGGGGAGAUUGGUGUGUUCAGCCUGAGGGAGCAGCUGGGGCUCGCUAAGCGCCUGCAACUCCAGGGUUUGACUGCAUCCUGAGUACUGCGAGAUGGUGUUUGCACUUGAACCUGGCCUCUUGGCCACCAUGCUCAUGCUGGCACUGGACCUCUUUGU
This is a messenger RNA of Alligator mississippiensis (American alligator), 2151 nucleotides long. Its product is annotated as ral guanine nucleotide dissociation stimulator-like 1. NCBI's taxonomy places the organism in Eukaryota, Metazoa, Chordata, Crocodylia, Alligatoridae. The record is from RefSeq and is a predicted model, not a curated record. The coding region runs from base 1 to 1026 and encodes 341 amino acids. Gene Ontology annotation, biological process: signal transduction. The transcript has 9 exons.